AAUUUCAUUUCUUCCCCAAUUUUCACACACACACACACGCAAACACAGUAACUAAUUAGCCAUACACAUACCUCUCCCCUUUGCUCUAGCUCUUCUCCAUCUCUUUAACAGUUUUCGAGGAUCAUUUUUUUUUCUGAAAUUUGGAGAUUACUUUUGUAUCAUGGCCGGUCUCGAGAUGAAUGAGUGGAAAAAGAUUGGACUGGGGUUAACUGGAUUUGGUGUCUUCUUCUCAUUUUUGGGAAUCAUUUUCUUCUUCGACAAGGGACUACUUGCCAUUGGAAAUAUCCUAUUCAUCUCAGGAGUGAUAAUCACUAUUGGAAUCAAGUCCUCCAUGCAGUUCUUUAUGAAACCUACCAACUUAAAGGGCACCAUUUCUUUUGGUGUUGGCUUCUUCUUUGUUAUAAUUGGGUGGCCUGUUAUAGGAAUGGCGUUGGAAACUUAUGGUUUCAUUAUACUGUUCAGUGGCUUUUGGCCAACAUUAGCAGUUUUUGUGCAGAAGAUACCUGUCAUUGGUUGGGUAUUUCAACAGCCUUAUAUUAGAUCGUUCUUUGACCGCUACCGAGGAAAAAGGGUGCCUGUAUAAGUUGAGUCAUUUCUUGGCCAAUGAAAUCUCCGGGAAUGAUACAUGUAAGCAUUGUCUCUACGAAGUGUUUCAAGUUCAGACACAUGUUUGUAGGGUAAUUAUACCUUUACUGCUAAAGUUCGGUGCUGAAAUAGAAAAUGCUUUUGUGGUUUCACAGAACAUUGUUGCCACUUUGGCUGUGUAUAAUAUCUGACCAAAUCUGAUUCAGUUAAUUGUUAGAUUGUUUUAGCUAGUUUCAGUUUUUUCUAUUUUUGUAUAAACUGGGAGUACUGUAUAAUUUUGUCUAUGGUUCAUAUUGUGAAGA
Erigeron canadensis is the source of this 887-nucleotide messenger RNA. RefSeq names its product vesicle transport protein GOT1-like. The record is from RefSeq and is a predicted model, not a curated record. Gene Ontology annotation, biological process: retrograde transport, endosome to Golgi; endoplasmic reticulum to Golgi vesicle-mediated transport. The coding region runs from base 161 to 583 and encodes 140 amino acids. The transcript has 7 exons. NCBI's taxonomy places the organism in Eukaryota, Viridiplantae, Streptophyta, Magnoliopsida, Asterales, Asteraceae.